This is a messenger RNA of Adineta ricciae, 2295 nucleotides long. Lineage: Eukaryota; Metazoa; Rotifera; Eurotatoria; Adinetida; Adinetidae. The record is from the annotation of a GenBank genome assembly.
AUGACUGAUGUAGAUGUGCUGAAAAAUGACUCUCAAUCUGAUAAUUCAGUUCCAAAAGCAACAAAUCUAAACGAAAAUUUACUUAUGAACAGUUCCUUUACAAACGAUGAUCUCACUGCUUUACUACGAUCAGCAUUGACAUCCGAUACUGAAUCUUUUCGUCGCGCCGUGCAGAAUUUGAAAAUAACACAUUAUGAAACGUUUCGUCAAAUAAUCAAUGAAUUUGAUGAGCAUCGAAACACUCUCAUAUGGUAUUUGUCUCUAGCUGAUCUCUACGAUCGUAUUGAAGCGUUGCAUGAAUGUGCAUCGAUAAAUUUGAAUCUUGACGUAAAAAACGGCAGAUUGAAUCAAUGCGUUCUUCACUAUGCUGUCGUCAAUGCACAGAAAGAAAAUAUCCGAAAAAUAUUGAACAUGGGCAUUGACACUAAUCUAUCGGAUCAAUACAGUCGAACGGCUUGCCACUAUAUAGCACUAUAUGGAACGAAAUACCGUAACGAUAUUGAAAUAAUGAAACUAUUGACGGACUACGGUGCUUUGACGAAUCUAGAAGAUUUCUAUCAUCGAACAAGUUUACAUUAUGCAAUUUUAACGGAAAACUACAACCUUGCGAAGUAUCUUAUAGGUCUACCGGAGAUCAAUCUUCUAUUACAUUCAGCUUUUGAAGGUUAUACUCCACUUUGUCAUUUAUGCGCGCAAAUUCUCAAUUUAUCCGAGAGUUCUCUAACAACAAAUCAAUUUACGGACAUUGUAGAAUGUGUCAUCACAAUCACAAAUCGAUGCUCAUCUAAGGAGCUUAUUUUCAAUAAUUGUCACAUUGUCAAAAAUGGACAAAUCAAUGCAAAUCUCCUACUGCACAUUUAUCACAGAUUGUCUGACCUUGAAAUGCCGUCGUCACUGAUUGACUUAUUCCAUCGUCUUCAGAUAAUUAUUAUUGGUACUGAUCAAGAUCAUCGUUUGUUUGUGCAAUAUCUCUGCAAAACUCAUUCUUGGCAAUCAGCAGUACUUGCCUUAUGUAAUACACAUAAUGUUGACGUAUCGAAUGCACUUAUUGAAUUCAUUGCUCAUGAUCCAUGUACGGUAUUGAUGAAUAACAUCUCUCCAUUAUCGGAUGUAUCAAUAGUUUUGACGUUAAUCUAUUAUGCCUUGUCAAUGGGCACGAAAGUGUUACGAAAUAUUGUGCCUAUAUGUGAAUAUCGUAUUGGAGAUGAAAUGAGGAUGGGAAAUGUGAAUUUACACACCACAUAUGUAGCAUUUAUUUACACGUGUAUAUGUUAUGCGAGCUUUCGGGUGUUUUCACUAAAGCAUCUAUGUCGUCGAUGUGUUCGUAAUUGUUUUCAAUCAAAUAUUAUUGAUAAAGUAGAAGAAUGUUGGAAACUAUCAUCUAAACUUCGUGAUUACUUACAAAUCUGUGAACUUCAACUGAUUUACUCGAAAUUUGAUAAUCUUUCAUGCGUAGUCAAUCUUAUUGAACAAUUGUGCAACAUUCAUUGUAUGCAUUACACUCCUGUCGAGUCGGAUUUGAACAAGAUACUUGGAGAACAAAGUUUUGUUCAAAAUCCAUCGGUUGAACGUCUAUCUGGAUCAGAGAUUACCAGUAAAACAUCAACUAAUUCAGCAGAAUUGAUUGUCCAAACGAAUUCAUACAUGUCAACAGAAGACUUUCAAACUGAACUAGCUGAUAUAAAUGCCAAACUUACAUUUCAAAUUAGCACCAAAAGUAAAAACAUGAGUAUCACACGAGCUAAAGCUGUCUUAAUCGGCGACGAAGUUCACGUUGCUGGUAAUAAAGAUCAAUGGGGUCGAGGCGGAGCAACAUCUAGUGACGGACAAGCCAGUACUACAGCAGGUUCAUCUAAGAAACCAGUCUAUGGUGUGAUUGAAUUUGAGCAACAAGGUGACACUGUCGUUGUCACAGGAAAAAUCGAAGGACUUGGAGAGAAUAGUCAACAUGGUUUCCAUAUUCAUGAGUUUGGUGAUGUUAGCAAUGGUUGUACAUCUGCCGGUGCACAUUUCAAUCCACAUAAAAAACAACAUGCUGGUCCAGACGAUGCUGACAGACAUGUUGGUGACUUAGGAAAUGUCCAAACUGACGGUAGUGGCGUCGUUAAUGUCAACAUUAAAGACAAAAUGAUUUCUCUCAAUGGUGAACAUUCAAUUCUCGGCCGUUGCUUGGUCGUUCACGAAAAAGCCGAUGACUUAGGUCGAGGUGAUAACGAAGAAUCGAAGAAAACCGGCAAUGCUGGCAAACGCUUAGCAUGCGGUAUCAUUGGUACAGUCAAUCCCGAAAAAAAGUAA